Fonsecaea erecta is the source of this 1056-nucleotide messenger RNA. RefSeq lists its product as hypothetical. Gene Ontology annotation, molecular function: oxidoreductase activity, acting on the CH-OH group of donors, NAD or NADP as acceptor. The coding region runs from base 1 to 1056 and encodes 351 amino acids. The transcript has 5 exons. NCBI's taxonomy places the organism in Eukaryota, Fungi, Ascomycota, Eurotiomycetes, Chaetothyriales, Herpotrichiellaceae. The record is from RefSeq and is a predicted model, not a curated record.
AUGCCUACCGUUCUGUUGACAGGUGCCAAUGGCUUCUUGGCUGCACACGUCCUCAAAUACCUAGUAGAUGACACGUUCGAUGUGGUCGGCACAGUCCGGUCCGAGGCCAAGGCUGACGACGUCUUCUUUGCACAUCCUGAGUUCAGGUCGAAAGUCCGCCUCGUUGUGGUCCCAGACAUGUCAGCUCCGGGUGCCUUUAACAAGAUCUUCGAACAAACACAGUUUGACUAUAUCAUCCACACAGCAGCACCGGUGCCUGAUGGUGGUGGAGCAGACUUUGACAGAGAUUUCUUGGGCCCUGGUGCUCAAGGCAACCUCGAAUUGCUCCGGGCAACGAAAAAGUAUUGCAAAUCUCUCAAGCAUUUCACCUAUACCGGUAGUCUGGUGACAGUAUAUGAUAUCACAAAGCCGCUGGACGGGCGAGUGCUGACAAGCACAGAUUGGAAUCCGGUUAGUGUUGAAGUUGCUCGCCAAUUGCAGCAACCCGGCGCCAGUUACAUUGUCUCCAAGACCCUGGCGGAAAAGGCUCUUUGGGAUUUUGUCGAGAAGGAGAAGCCGUCUUUUGGUGUCACGGUCCUUUCAGCGCCUCUUAUCUUCGGGCCACCGCUGCAGCACCUCCACCAGAAUGCAUCUGGCAAGGGUCGCUUCAAUUUCAGUGCCGAUGUCUUCUACAGCACAUUCCUGAAGCCUGUAUCCAGCGCAGAUGGACCUUCGCAGCCACUGUACAUCGGGUAUAUCGACGUCCGGGACCUUGCGGCGCUGCAUGUCCAGUCAAUCAUCAAAGGCGGGACCGAGAACAGACGUUUGUUGCUAGCAAGCCCGGAGCCCUUCCUCGCUCAGAGGGUGUUAGAGAUCUUAGUUGACAAGUUCCCCCAGCUAGCAGAUCGACUGUCAUCCGUACGAGCUGCAGCUAUUGUGGCGAACAAGGAGCAAGAUGGGGACCAUCCGCUCAAAGUCGAUGACUCUGAGGCCAAGCACUUAUUUGGUGAUGAUAUGUACAGACCGCUUGAGCAGACUGUUGUCGACACAGCAUCGAGGUUGUUGGAGCUUGAAUGA